AGUCUCUGCUGUCACAUGACCGCUGGUGUGUUGUGUUCCUGCAGCUCUGCGGUUCACGCGGGUCAGUACAGCGCUCCUCUCCCGGCCGUGGCGAUCGACUGUCACGAUGAUAAAGAGAACAUCCCCAACGAGUCUGACUACGAGGACCUGCCCAGCAUGUAUAAGGAUGAAGAGCAGGAGGAGGACGACGAUGACGACGAUUCGCUCUUUACAAACGCACUGGCCCUGAAGAUCUUGAGGAAGGACUCUCUGGUGGUGAAGCUGAGUAACAGACCGUCUCAGAGAGAUCUGCAGGAGAAGAACAUCUUACCUGUGAAGACGGAUGAGGAGCGACUGCAGUCCAGACAGCUCAUCGGCACCAAACUCACACGGAGACUGAGCCAGAGACCCACGGCUGAAGAGCUGGAGCAGAGGAACAUCCUCAAACCUCGUAAUGAGGAGGAGCAGAUGGAGGAGAAGAGAGAGAUCAGACGCCGGCUCUCAUGCAAGGUGAGUGAGUGAGUGAGUGUGUGAGAGUGUGUGUGUGUGUGAGAGUGUGUGAGUGAGUGAGUGUGUGUAAGU
This is a messenger RNA of Sinocyclocheilus rhinocerous, 561 nucleotides long. RefSeq names its product phosphatase and actin regulator 1-like. The coding region runs from base 16 to 501 and encodes 161 amino acids. Gene Ontology annotation, biological process: stress fiber assembly; cell motility. Gene Ontology annotation, molecular function: actin binding. The record is from RefSeq and is a predicted model, not a curated record. NCBI's taxonomy places the organism in Eukaryota, Metazoa, Chordata, Actinopteri, Cypriniformes, Cyprinidae. The transcript has 5 exons.